CAGUGGACUUGUGUAGCAGCAUCGUGUGACGCUGUUGGACGCUGCACGAGACGUCGUAUGCAAUGGACGACUGGACAAAUGGCUUGGGUUCACGAGUCGGGCAUGUGGGGUCGUCACCCAUAAACAAAAGGCUGUCCGGGUGCCACGUCAUAGGCACGGGGCUCACGGUGAAGAUUGGAAUGGCCUGCAUCAUGUUGCGAAAGUCGGCGUUAGAUUUGGGUAGCGCGGUCGUGGCUUGCGCAACUGUGCUCAAGACAGCACGGGCCAUCGACUUGGGCGUGGGCACAAAGAACAAAUCCAUGUCCCCCGUAGUGACCAAACUUGGCUCGGGUAAUAUGGUACGACGGCAUCUCCGAACCCAUUUCUGGCUCGGGGUGCCAAGGGGUGUUGCAAGGCCAGCAGCACUCGUAGUUGACAGGGUCGACCAAGUGGUUGUGGUCGCGAUGGCUGCGCACUUGGAGUACAAAAUGUGCUCGUUCCACGGCCCCCACGUCAUAAUGAACGUCGACCACGCCACGUUUUUGUCUUGAACGCAACAUGCAUGAUCGUGAUGGGCUGGGUCGCGCCAUGCGCGUUCAACACAUGAACUAUUUCGUCGACACCCAUGGCGUUGUCGUUGAAAUGCAGAAGCGCGCACCGUACCACGCCUUGUUGUCGCCAAUACGCCACCUCCAACUCGACGCUUUGAAACACAUUCGCGGUUUGACUCAACCACGCUGCGCCCCCUGAUGGGGCUUCUUGCCUUGGCCGCCCACAGAGGUAGGGAAAUCUACCGUAUAUAUUCUCGACAAGAGUUAUUAUUUAUUUAGAGCAAUAUAGUAAUGGACCUGGCCAGAGAAUAAUUUAUGUUUUCCAGCGACCAUAUAUUUUAUGGUCGCUGGACGCCAAGGACAGAAAUAAGUUUUGCGGUGGGCCUCAAGAAAUAAAUGUAUUCAUAUU
Messenger RNA from Aphanomyces astaci, 939 nucleotides. RefSeq lists its product as hypothetical. NCBI's taxonomy places the organism in Eukaryota, Oomycota, Saprolegniomycetes, Saprolegniales, Verrucalvaceae. The coding region runs from base 63 to 530 and encodes 155 amino acids. The transcript has a single exon. The record is from RefSeq and is a predicted model, not a curated record.